AUGAAGGACAAUAACGGUAACAGCCAAAUAUUCACCGGCGCCAGAGUACUAGGUUAUGUUAGUACACAUGUACCACUCGUAGCAAGAUUUAUUAAAAGAAGAGGCGAAACCCUACUUUGUACAAGUGUGGGUAAAUGGUUUCACACGUAUGGCUGUGACAAAUUUCGUCUUUUAAGUGUGAGUGGUGAACACCCUGGUCCAAUAACAUGCAUGGCUGGUGACGGCUUUCAUAUCUACACAGCUAGUGAGAACAAUAUUUAUGCCUGGAGACGAGGCUGUGAACUCAAGCAUAUUUAUAAAGGCCAUAAUGCCGCUGUGCAUAAAAUAUUACCAUUUGGUAUCCAUUUUAUCUCCAUUGAUAAGGAUAAUGUUUUGAAAGUGUUUGACAUAAAAGAAGAGUCAGAAUUCCUUGAAUUGAAAUUUGAAAAGAAUUUUAAAAUUACCACGAUUUGUCACCCGCCCACUUAUCUUAACAAAAUUUUACUAGGCAGUAAACAAGGUUCUUUGCAGUUAUGGAAUAUUCGAACAUCCAAACUUGUCUAUACAUUUAAAGGUUGGGACUCUCAUGUCGCGGUGACUGAGCCUGCUCCUGCUGUAGAUGUUGUAGCUAUAGCUUUACAAAAUGGAAAAAUAUAUUUACAUAAUUUAAAACUUGAUAAAGUCGUUAUGCAGUUCACAAAUGAUUGGGGGCAUGUGAGUGCCUUAUCUUUUAGAAUGGAUGGAUUACCUAUAAUGGUAACGGGCAGUGAUGAUGGUCAUAUAGUAAUGUGGGACUUAGAGGAAGAAACUGUAAUAUCACAAAUACAGAAGGCACAUACAGCAAAAAUUGCUGGAUUGCAAUGUAUGAUGUCAGAACCUCUUAUGAUAACAAAUUCUAGAGAUAAUUCAUUGAAAAUGUGGAUAUUUGAUAUGCCAGAUGGCGGUGCAAGACUUUUAAAGAAGAGAGAAGGCCAAGCAAAACCUCCACAUUUGGUGAGGUACUGUGAGCCAACUGGUGAGAAUAUUUUGGCAGCUGGUGGAGACAGUUCCCUACAUAUUAUGAAUACUGUAACUGAAACAUUUAACAAAAGCUUAGGACAAGCAUCGAUCAACAGAAAAAAUUCUAAAAGAAAAAAUCGAUUGCAGAUAGAUACCAACAUAAUAGCUCCAAUUUCACAUCUCAGUUCAUGCAUGCAAAGAGAUAAACAAUGGGACAGUAUUGCAUCUCUACAUAAAAAUAUGAAAACUGCAAUAACCUGGUCAUACAACAGAUUAUGUAUGGGAAAGCAUAAGUUGAAGUCUCCAAUAAUAGAUAAACAAGUAAGAGCUACAUGUCUGACAGUUACACAUUGUGGGAACUUUGUUAUUAUUGGUUAUAGUAAUGGUCAAGUACAUAAGUUCAAUAUGCAGUCUGGUUUAUAUCGGGGACAUUACGGUAACGAAAAACUACGGGCACACAAGGGCGCUCUCCGAGGAGUUGAGACAGAUCUUUGUAAUCAAAGAACCAUAACAGUUGGAUCUGAUGACAAAUUGAAGUUUUGGCGGUUCAAAUCUGAAACAACACCAUAUCACGUGAUGAGGUUAGAACACGGAGUGCAAAAGACAAAAUGCCACAGAGAAAGUGGAUUGCUAGCUCUUGCUAAUGACGACUUUUCUAUUACCCUUGUGGAUAUUGACACGAUGAAUACUGUGAGACAGUUCGAGGGACAUUUGGGAGUUAUUAAUGACAUCGAUUUUGACUCACAGAGCAGAUGGCUUGUAACAGCAUCAGCAGAUUCUACGAUAUGCACUUGGGAUAUUCCUAGCGCACAACUAGUCGACGUUUUCGCGGUAGAAGAACCCUGCACGUCUCUUAGUAUGUCGCCGACCGGUGAUUACUUGGCGACAACUCAUGUAGGAGAAUUAGGCGUUUUUCUUUGGGCCAAUAAACUACUGUAUGAGCGAGUUUUCCUCAAACCAGUUAGCAGGGAUGCUGUUAAUGUUCCGAAAUUAAAACUACCCACGACAGCGCCUGAAAAGCCCGAUAUAGAAGACAUAGCGACUAUCGACCUAGGUGAAGUCGAGUACAAAUCACCAGAGCAAAUAAGCAUGGAACUCCUUACUUUAUCCGGGCAAUCUACGUCUAGAUGGCUCAAUCUACUCAAUUUGGACAUCGUUAAAAGGAGAAACAAGCCGAAAGCGCCGCUAACCGUACCUAAGUCAGCGCCGUUCUUUAUACCAACAAUACCAAGCUUAGAAUUGGAGUUUGACCUUGAAAAAGACAAGGAGGACACGACCAAGCUUCUCAUACCGGAUACCUUGGUAACGUUGACGCCUUUCGCUAAGAAAUUAGUCAAUUGUGAGACAGACGGUGAUUAUGAGAUUUGUAUAUUGAAGUUAAAGGACAUGUCGCCGUCGGCUAUAGAAGCUGAAGUAUCGAGUAUGGCCCCGGAUGUAGGUGGUUCGAUAGAUGUGAUGCAACAAUUCCUACAUUUGAUAGAUAAUGUGUUGAAAAGUAACAAAGACUUUGAGCUAGCUCAAGCGUAUUUAGGCUUGUUUCUAAAGACUCAUACUAAAGUGAUUUCACAGAGUUCUGAUUUGAAGAGUACUUUGCAAUCGGUGGGAGAGUCUUCGGCAACCGCGUGGUUGAGGUUGCAAAACAGUUUGUUGUACAAUAUUUGUGUCGUUAAAGCAUUAAAGGACAUAUGUUUAAUCUAG
Molecule: messenger RNA, 2676 nt
Organism: Leptosia nina
Lineage: Eukaryota; Metazoa; Arthropoda; Insecta; Lepidoptera; Pieridae
Source: the annotation of a GenBank genome assembly